Messenger RNA from Phyllotreta striolata, 4656 nucleotides. NCBI's taxonomy places the organism in Eukaryota, Metazoa, Arthropoda, Insecta, Coleoptera, Chrysomelidae. The record is from the annotation of a GenBank genome assembly.
CCUUAUAGCGGAUGCACACUUAAUCCGGCGGGGUAAAAACGAGUAGUCACACACAAGAUCACAAAUUUGUAACACAUAAAAACGAAACCGCGACCGUUCGAGAAUACCAUGAGACUCGAUAAUAAAACGAUUGAAACCGAUUGAAAUGUAUAGGAAGCGAUGCAAACGAGCUGGCGACCGUCCCGUUUAGCGAGGAACAAGGCGAAUCGUUUGCGCGAUUUCGGUAUCGCCGAUUAAUUCGACGGAUCCGAAGACAAGAACAGCGCUUCCCCGUCACAAGAUGGCCGGACCUGGCUUGGUGUCAGUCCGAUUGCUUUGCCAACCCCUCCUCCCGCCGUGCACGGAGCCCCCCGUAAACGACCCGAACUCAAACCUUUCAUUCUCGCUUUUCUGGCUCUCUCGCCGCUCACCGUUCACCGUCGUCGUCGUCUGCUCUGCUCUGCCUCUGCGUGCAGUUACAUCGAGGCCGGAUGCACACUGUAAAAAUUUCUUUGAUUACUCAUUUUUCGGCGUGUUUUUGCCGACGCCGGGAGUACUGGCGUUUUCUUGUCGUUGCGAUUCGGUUGCCGGUGUAUUUUUCGAUUGUGGUGGAGGCGGCGGGGACAGGGGCAGGGGCGUCGCGCCUUCUACUGCACAGAUGGCAAGGCCGAUACUUGGUGAAAAUUACAAGAUUUUACAAACAUUGCAUGGCCACACAAGCGACGUAACAUGCUGCGAUUUCGCGUCAGCUUCCACCAUAGUAACCGGCUCAAGCGACAAAACAGUACGAAUAUGGGACUGGAAAGCGGGUUCGGGCUACGAAGAAAGGCAAUCGUCGCCGUUGAAAGGACACAAAUAUCAAGUGACGUGCGUCAGGAUAUCUCCGCAAGGAUCUUUGCUGGCCAGCGCCUCCGUCGAUGGCACCGCCGUCCUGUGGAACGUUCACAAUUGCUCUAAACUAUACGCCAUAACUCAGGUGAAUGGCGAUGCAAUCAGAGUAUGCAGGUUUUCACCGGACAGUACCGUCUUGAUCACAGCCGGAGAUAACGGUGCAAUUUGCGUGUGGGACUUGGUGCACAGAAGUUUAAUCAAGACGAUAUUCGACCACGAGGGCACCACCCAAUCUUUAGCGUUCACGCCGGAUUCCUAUUACCUAGUGUCCGCUUGCUCGUUGGAAAUGAUCAUGGUUUGGAGCACCGAGCACUUGGUGGACACCACCUCGGAGGCGAGCUGCGUUCCCGUUGCCAAAACGGACAACGCCUUGGACAUGGGAGUGUUCUGCCUCGAUAUCAGCAAACAUAUCAUCUUCAACGAAAACAACCCUCUCGUCAGACGAUACCGGCUGGCGUCGUGCGGCAACAGCAACGAGAUCAAAAUAUGGACCAUAACGGCCAAAUCGGUGGUGAAGCAGAAGUGCUCGGCGCUCAACGAGGUGACGCUGGAGCACUUUGACGUCUACGACGGGCACACGUCGUCGGUGACCUGCCUGCGGUACACCAACAACGGCGACUAUUUGGUGUCGACGAGCGUGGAUAAGCUGGUGAAAGUGUGGGACGGCGAGGGGAAUUGCGUCGCUUCACUGCAGGGCCACACCAGGUACAUCAAUUGCGUGGCCGUCUCCAAAGAUCAAUCUCUCAUCAUCUCUGGUUCUAACGACAAGAGCAUUAUAGUUUGGGACAUGACUGGAAAUCUCACUGUAGAUUCCGAGUUGAAUCAGUUUAAUUUUCAUGGGACCGAUCAAGCUACAGAGAACCACUUGAUAGAGAACAAUAACGAUAAUGCAAACAUGGUUACACUUUUAGAAAAAGUAGAUGAUAUAGCCGAAGGUACGAUAAAUAGUUGUUGUUUUUAUGGAAAAGACCUACUAGCUAUUGGUUCUGGGGAUAAGAUAAUCCACAUAUUUAAAGUAAACAACGAAACUAGCGGAAUCGAAGAAGUAAACUUUUCACCGUUAGAAGGCCAUACGUUCGUUAUAAAUCACGUAGAAUUUUCGAACGAUGGCAAAAUGCUAGUGUCUUGUUCGUUAGACGGUUGCACUGUAAUAUGGGAUGCAAUGACGGGAGAAAAAUUGAAACUACUGCCAAAAAAUGCCUUAUCCAUAAAAUCAUCUCGUUUCACGCCGGAUAAUAAGAUGUUAAUAACCGCCGGCGACGAUGAGAAAGCCGUCGUGUGGGACAUAAACACGGGAGAAAAAAUAACAACGUUCGAAGGACACCUGGACGCCAUCCCCGCCGUCGGCGUCUCGCCCGAUGGGAUCCUCUGCGUGACGGUUUCCUCGAACGCGGAUUUCAGAGUGUGGUCACUACAAACGCACGCGUGCCUCUACGUCAAAGAAGACGCCCACGAAUACGGCAUCCAAGACUGUGAUAUAUCCCAUAACCUAGAACCCGUUCCUAAUCUAACCGUUAGUGCCCAAACCUAUCUGUUAGCCACCUGCGGCAACGAUAGUUUAGUGAAAUUAUGGAGGAUUUCCGUCCCUAAUAAAUGCGAUACGUCUUCUACGGAAGAGGUGGAGGUGAAAUUGUGGCGAUCGCUGCAAGGGCACGGGGGCAACGUGAUUUGCGUGCGAUUUUCGCAAGUCGCCAGCGAGUUCGUGUGCUCUACGGCGACCGAUAGACAAGCCAGAAUUUGGUCGGUUUACAGCGCCGCCUGUUUGUUCGUUUUGGACCACGAUUCGAUAGUGACAUCCUGUUAUUUCAACGCCGAUUGCUCGCUUCUGGCCACCGGUUGCUUGGACAAAACCUUGUGGCUGUGGAAACUACCGCAGCAAUUGGUAUUCCAAUCGGUGGUGGCCGACAAAGUGCAGUACAAGUCGAAGCAAGUCAUCAAUUGGACCAGCUCGGACGUCAUAAAAUGGCUGAGGAGCAUCGAAAUGCCGGAGCUGGCGCCUUGGAUAACGAGCUGCCGUCUCGACGGCAAGAAGCUGCUGACCGUUCCCGAGACGCAGAUAUGCGCCGGCCUGGAAUUGGACGAGGAGCACGAGGAGAGAUUCGUCAGGGAAAUCCGGUGGCUGAAGAGCGGCGAGUUGCGCAUGGAGGCGGCCAAUUAUAUGGAUAUACCGGACGAGUUUCUGUGUCCGAUAACGCGCGAGAUAAUGAGAGAGCCGGUGACGUGCAGCGACGGGCACACGUACGAAAGGAACGCGAUCACGGAGUGGUUCAUGUCCGGAAAGGACACCAGCCCGAUGACCAACGAGAAAUUGACCGAUACCGAUGUCGUUAAGAACGUGAAAUUGAGAUCGGAGAUAUACGAUUUUCUGGAAAUGGAUGGUUCCAAAGAGGAAGCUUAAGAGCUGGUUUUUAUUUAGCACUUUGGGCACGAUUGUGAUAGAAAUUCAAGUUUGCAAAUUCGACCUUUUCUACUGUUCAAACUGAAUGACUGAUCAAAAUUAUUAUCGAUGAUCUAGUGAAUAUUAAAAUUCCGCUAGAUGUUACGAUACAAUGAUAGCAAUGUAAUAUCAGUUUAUAUGUAAUUUUGGGACGUUUUUAUUAAUAGAUAGAACUGAAAUGAUAAAUUAAUUUUUAUCGUUAUUCAGUCUUCCGUCCAUUGUCAAAGAGGUAUCUACAAUUAGACAUCGAUGCAAGUAAAAUGAUUUAAAUUCAAAAUAUUAAUCAAAAAAGUUCUUUUUAAGAAGAAAAAAUAAUUAAUUAUCUACUAAACUAACUGAUAAUACCUAAUAUAAAAAAUUCAGAAUUUUCUCUAAAUUACUUCAUUACAUAAUGAAGUUUUACAGGGUGUUAAUGGUAUUAGAAAACGCUAGCCUGAACUAUAAAUUAUGGAAAUUAGUUCAUCAACUAAAUUAUAAACACCCUGUAUACUAUUAAAGUGCCAUUUAUUCUACACACAGUGUGACAAUUUAAAAACUUACAACGGGUUAUAUCUCACAAACGAAGAUUCAUAUUAUUUACUACACAUGGUGUCCAAAAAUAGAUGUCAAUUAUUCGGGAGCGUAUAGAUGACAUCAAAAUAAGGCUAUAACUUCAUAUAAAUUUUAUUAAUUUAAGCCCCUAUUUUUGAGCUAGAGGCCUUUGAAGUUGAAAAAUUAAAAAUAUUUUUUUACAUUACACUCUGGAUCACAGUGGCGACGUGUUCCCAGUGAUUAACAAUUUGUAACUUUUAGAGGGACAAUCUGUAUAACGCAAACAAAUCUAAUAUUUUUUUGUAAGCUUUUUAAUGAGGUAUCACAAGUAGGGCUUUGCUAUUUUUUUAAUUGGAGUAUAUGGGGUGUUGAUGGGGGUCAGUUCUCUUUUAUGUCAUUUUAGUCUCCCCUUCACAUCCUUGAAACGGUUUUAGUUAUUGAUAUGAUCUUUCGUUUGUAAGAUAUAUCCAUUAUAAGUUUUUAAAUUGUCACACUGUAUAUAAUUAUUUACAAACACAAAUGCAAUUGAAUUUUAGCACUUAUUUUCAAAGAUUUUACCGAAUGAAGUACAUUUGUAUAUUUCACGUUUUUAUAUAUUUAAAAAUGUUUUGUAAAGUGACAGUUUAUUAUACACUCGCACUUAUAUUAUUCUUCAUACUCGAUAGAAAAUUUUCAACGAUUUUAGCAACAAGCCGUCACAUUUACAAUUAAAUACGAAAUGAAUUAAAAAAUAAUAAUUAAUAUUCACACAAUUAAUAAAUCAAAACAAUAAUUCUUGUAAAAAUUCUUCAUAGUGCCUAAACAUAAGUGAGAUGUAU